AUGGACAAUGUAAUGGUGUUCAGGCCAACACUUUUGAAUUUCCACCACCCGAUUAUGGUAAACUCGAAAAGCCAACUCUUCACCUUAUGUGUCCAUUUUAGGGGACAUUUCCAUACUAAUGGUUGGGAAAAGAAGUACAUCGGUGGGGAAGCUUACAAGUUCGACUUCGUCCAAGAAGGUGUGAUGUCUUUAGAAGCACUUCACAGACUGGCAGUUAGAGAGAAAAUGAAGGGGACCAUUACUUACUGGGGAAAAACAGAGGUAAGUCUCAUUACUGAAAUAAAAAAAGAUGAAGAAUUACUUAUUUUCAUGAAAGGGGCUAUAAAUGACUGCAAUGAUUGGGAGAUAGAUGAUGAAUCAUUGGCAAAUUAUGACUAUGAGGCUGAGUUGGGAGUUAAGGUUAGUGGGCAGUGUGAAAAAAAGGAUUCUGAAGCUGAGGUGGGAGUUAAGGCUGGUGGGCAGUGUGAAAGAAGGGACUGUGAGCCUGAAUUGGGAGGUAAAAAUGACGAGGGAGAUGGUAGUGGUGAGAGUGAUAAUAGUGAAGACAUUGACUUUGAGCCUAAUUCUAAAGAAUGUGAUAAUGAAGAUGAUGAUCUUAUUUUCACUGAACACAUAGACUCUGAUGUGGAGUGGUGUGAUAACAAUACAUCACUCCAUGUUGUGCCAAAAGAAAAGAAGAGGAGGAGAAGGCAGAAAUGUGUUAAUCCCCACAAGAUUCCAAGGCAAAAGAGUGUGAUCACUUGUAGUAACUGUGGUGCAAAGGGUCAUAACAAAAAUCAUUGCAAAAGCACAUCCUUAGGUGAAAUGUCUAGCCAAACUGAAUUUGCUAGUCAGCUCACUCAAGAGGAUAAUCUCCCUCCUAUUCCACAGUUUCAUGAGAAUACAACAACUGAAUUUGCAAGUCAAGUCACUCAAGAAGAAGCUAUUCUCCCUCCAACUCCACAGGUUCCUAAGACCUCAAUUCCCAAUCCUAAGAAGCCAUCAAAUCCAAAUCAACAUAUUGCUAUCCAGGAUGGUGCAUUGCAUGAGGCUACACAAGAACAACCUCCAACCAUAUGGGACCAACUUCGGUCCCAACGGAACAAUAAGCCUGGUGGAUCUUCAACAUAUAACAUGAAGCCCCGGAAAUAUGUCACAUUUUCAGACUUGAAUGCAUGUCUUGCUAAACAAAGUACAAAAAUGAGUAUCCUUCUCUUUCAACAGGGUAUCCUUCUCUUCACGAAGGUUCCGAAUGACAUAUGCAGUACGUCGAGGAAUUGGGGGAUCUUCCCAAGCAAAAAAGUCCACACCUUCGUUUUCUUAUUACAUCGACAAUCCGGGGAAACCCUGGAGUUACUGAUAGACGAGGACAUGGUGAAUUUGUGA
Molecule: messenger RNA, 1365 nt
Organism: Striga asiatica
Lineage: Eukaryota; Viridiplantae; Streptophyta; Magnoliopsida; Lamiales; Orobanchaceae
Source: the annotation of a GenBank genome assembly